CAAUAUUCCAUGUUGCUUUGCUAUCCAGUAAGAAUAGCGCAGCGCACAUAUAUAAGCAGCGAGCUGCAUUCACGGACUCCAGGAGCUAGGCGCCGCGUGUCCAGACACUCCAUUGACCCAGUCGGCUCAGCAAAUUGCUGGAAGCUGCCGGAAGCAUUCAGAGCUGAACGGAACGCUAGUGAUGGCCGGACUUCUCGGUGCCAAAUGGCACGAGCUCUCUUCGGAGAUUCAGAAGAGAAAGUCAGGUGAAGAUGGUACUGCAGACUCUGAUGACAAGAAGCAGGAGCUCCUCUUUCUAGAGAGGCACCUUCAGACACUGGACGUGCGCGCAAGGCUGCAUGCCAGGAAGGAAUGAUGAGUAUCUGGUUCAGCCACAAACCAUCGGCCGUGAUUCGGCCACGUGGAGCUUCCCUGGAGGAGGACGCCUCAUCCUCAGCCUCGACCUCAAGGACGGGACCUGUAACGUGGUACCUGAGCACGUGCCUGCUGACGCCAGCUUCAUCAAAGACGCCUGGACUGCGAGCUCCGAAUGGCGUGGCUCAAAUUCGACGCACAACUUCGAUCUGAUAUACAAGCUCGACACCGGUUUUGUCAAGCUCAAAGAGAAGGACGCCCUUCCCGACCCCUACAUCCUCACGAUCACGCCUGAUGCCGCUCGAGAGCGGUACGAGCACAUCGGGGAGCGGAUUCCGUCCGCUCUCGUUCUGUACAGAUUGCUGUGCCUCUUCCCGUCCCUGGAUGUGCCGACUUAUGACUGGUACAAGUGUCUCUGGGACUUUCUGCUGACCCACGAAGCGACCGGCUUCCGGCUGAAGAUAUGGGAGCACAAGGCCGCGCUGCAUGCAAUGGUCUUCUGGACGGACACCCCUGGACCGGCGCCGGAAUGUUUCCAGGCAGACGCCUGCGCUUUUCUGGAGCUGCUCCUUUCGGACGAGUGCCGGCACCCCUGUGGAGUGGUCGCCGGUUCCAUCGAUCCCGCUGUCCUAGACAACAGCACCGCGGCGGCACUCGAGCCACGUAGGUAUAUGGUAGACCCAUCGCAGAUUGUCAGGGACCGGCUGACGCCUGAUGACGUAGUGGCAGCGCGCGCUGUCAGGGACAAGUGGAAGGCUCUCGAAGAGCCAGACAGCGCCCCACAGGACGGUACCGGUCGCUUGGACGUCCGCUUCGGUCCGGCAGCGACAACAAUCAUCUUGCCCGACUUUGGGCAGGAACUUACGGCGCCCGCCAACAAAAGACUGAAGGCGGAAACGGACCCGUCGACCGUUCCGUUCUGCGUGACGAUCUCCUCCGCUCUGCUGCUCUACCGCCUUCUCGGCCUCUUCAGCCUCCUUGACCGCGAAACCCGGUACAGUAACGUCCUUCACUACAGUAGCGUCCAAACACCGGUUGAGAUCAUCCGACCCGGUUUUACGGAUUCCGUGUGGCACACGGAGGUCCGCCACAUGGCGUCCGCAUCCGUCGUCCGAUUCGGCGACUACCGCGGCGCUGCAGCGGUCUGGGCGGCCACGUCCGCAGGAGCUGAUCACGAGGAGAAGCUCAAGGAGGAUCUCGUGUCGCUGCUCGAGCUGCUUUGCGGCGACAAGUGUCCGCAUACGUAUGACGAAGUAGUCGCCGGAUGUAUAGCCUGAGAAGGUCCUUGUGAUUUGAGUGCCAAGCCCCACUCACCUGGUCGAGCUGUGACUGCUCCGCUGUGCUUUCACUUUCACUUUUAUUUGCAGCACAUGCAGUAAUGCUGGGCGCCAGAGUGGAGGGCCAACGAACAUGUCAGAUCAGAAAACUUUCGUAUCAAAACCACUUUGCUGACCAAAACGAUCUUUGUUGAUCCUCCUUCAAGUCUUCCUUGACGGUUGCAUCUGCCGCCAAGCCUUCUAGCGAAUGUGGGUUAUCGACGCG
Messenger RNA from Klebsormidium nitens, 1896 nucleotides. The record is from the annotation of a GenBank genome assembly. NCBI's taxonomy places the organism in Eukaryota, Viridiplantae, Streptophyta, Klebsormidiophyceae, Klebsormidiales, Klebsormidiaceae.